AUGAUGAAGAUGAUGAUGAAGAUGAUGAUGAUGCUCCCGGUGGUGAUGGAUGAGAUCCGCGGUGGCUACCCAAAUGCAAAGUCCAGUUCAGCACAAACACAGUUCGGUCAAAACUUCAGCGUCAAAGAGCUGGAGGAACUUGCUUUGGAGUUGCUAACAAGCCCCGCCGCCCUGACGUACCAGCUUGCGGCCCAGGUGCUUGAUGAUUUUGAAGAUGAGGACAUUGGAUUCGGUUUGGUGGAUUCAAAGAAAGACCGAGCGGUUGCUAAGAUGCUGGGUCUGCUGGAGGUGGACAGCAUCUACAUCUUUGCUGAUGACGAGAUCAUCGAGUACGAUGGAGAGCUGGCGGCCGACACGCUGCUGGAGUUCCUCUAUGACGUGAUCGAGGAGCCUGUGGAGAUCAUCAGUAAUGACAGAGAGCUCAAAGGCUUCCAUCACAUCGAGGAGGACAUCAAACUGAUGGCCUACUUCAAGAGCGCCAAAUCUUCACACUUCAUUGAGUACGAUGACGCAGCUGAAGAAUUUCAUCCCUUCAUCAAGUUCUUUGCCACAUUUGAGCCAAAGAUCGCUAAGAAGUUAAACCUGAAGAUGAAUGAAGUGGAUUUCUACGAGCCCUUCAUGAACAAACCCGUCAGCAUCCCCGGCAAACCCUACACGGAGGACGACAUCGUCAGCUUCAUCGAGGAGCACGACAGGCCAACUCUAAGAAAGCUGGAGCCCCACAGCAUGUAUGAGAUCUGGGAAGAUGAUAUUAACGGACAGCACAUUGUGGCCUUCGCUGAGGAGUCUGACCCUGACGGUUAUGAAUUCCUGGAGAUCCUGAAGGAAGUGGCUCAAGAAAACACAGAGAACCCAGACUUAAGCAUCAUCUGGAUCGAUCCUGAUGACUUCCCACUGAUGGUGCCGUACUGGGAGAAGACCUUCGGCAUUGACCUCUCGUCUCCACAGAUCGGCGUGGUGGACGUUGAGGAUGCUGACAGUGUGUGGAUGGAGAUGGAUGAUGAAGAGAACAUGCCGACCGCUGACGAGCUCGACACCUGGAUCGAAGACGUGAUGUCUGGAAGAAUCAACCCUGGUGACGAAACUGACUACAACCAUGAUGAUGAUGAAGAGGAGGACGAUGAUGAUGAUGACGACAUCGACGAAGAUGAUGAUGAUGAUGAUGACAACGACAAUGAGGAUGAUGAUGAUGAAUAAAUGAUCUCAGACAUAACUCUUCAGUCUGUCUGUGUUCACAUCCUCACAAACUGAGCUGUCCUGUAAUUGCUGUCUGGAGGAGAAACAAUUUGUCUCGUCUCAUUGUUUAACUCCACUCAUUCUUCAGGAAAAUAAACAUCGUAUUUGCGGGUCACUGCACCUGUUUCGCUGCCAAUGAAAGGCAUCUGCUGAGAACAUGUGUGGUGUUUGUUAAAAAAUAGCAAAGCCUUGUAACAACUAUUUUGAUAUUUUUAUUGACUUUUAGAGCAGCAUUACUGAUGCUCACUGGAAGGUCUUAAAUAAAAGAUAUAAGUAAAAAAAAUAAAUAAAAAAA
Molecule: messenger RNA, 1531 nt
Organism: Sinocyclocheilus anshuiensis
Lineage: Eukaryota; Metazoa; Chordata; Actinopteri; Cypriniformes; Cyprinidae
Product: calsequestrin-1-like
Exons: 13
Coding region: 1-1197 (398 amino acids)
Biological process (GO): regulation of skeletal muscle contraction by regulation of release of sequestered calcium ion
Cellular component (GO): sarcoplasmic reticulum lumen; Z disc
Molecular function (GO): calcium ion binding
Source: RefSeq, a predicted model, not a curated record